GUUUUCUUCAGAAAAGAAAGACACCAAAUUUCACGAGUAUCGAAAACUCAGGAGAAGGAAGGAGUAGAAGACAAAGCAAAUACGCAUAAGCUACGUAUAUGCAUACCUUCUCAACCGUAUGUGGUUCUUCUCUUCUUCCCUGUUUGGAUUUCAGUUCACAGGAAGUGUUUAAACCUAGGUAGUAGUAGUUUAAUGGGAGUGAUAAAGGAUGGAACAAUCUCAGGGGUUCUACCACAAAAUCAGGGAUUUGUGGUCCAUUAUCCUGGGUAUCCAUCUACGGUUUCUCGUGCCGUGGACACUCUAGGUGGAAUCCAAGGCAUCCUUAAGGCUCGCAGUUCGCAAGCAAACAAACUAGAGCUCUGUUUCCGCCCUGAAGACCCGUAUUCGCAUCCUGCAUUUGGGGAGCUUCAUCCCUGCAAUGGUUUUCUUCUCAAAAUAUCCAAGAGAAAACUUUGCAGUGAGCAUGAUGCCAAAGCUAAUGGAAGUGUGCCUGGAAAUAUAACGGAAAAUGAGAGGCAAGCUGAUCAACCAGAAAGUGAGGGAUUAACCGAGGAUGAUAAAGUCGAGGAAUGUAUAUCUGCAGAUAAAGAAGCAAACCUUUGUGCUGAUGUUGUUGCUCAUGUUUCUGAGGCUUACCAUUUUAAUGGAAUGUUUGACUACCAAUAUGUUGUUCCUGUUCAUGCGGAAGUUGCCCAGAGGAAAAAGAGAAAUUGGUCAGAACUUGAGGAACCACACUUCGGUGAGGGUGGUCUUAUGGAUGUGGAUCAUGAGGACAUUAUGCUUAUUGUGCCUCCACUUUUUGCUCCGAAGGAUAUGCCAGAAAAUUUAGUCUUGAGAGCACCUGCUGCAUCAAGUUCAAAAAGGAAACAAGAGGAAAUUGUACAACCACAUCUUGAGAUGGACACAGAGCCAGUUCUUGCAAUUGGUUUUGACAUUAAAGAGGUUCCUAAGAUAGUGAAUUGGGAGGAAUAUAUACCCCAAGGUUCAGAUCAAUGGGAGUCACAGAUGGCUGUCUCUAGAAUGUUUGAUGAGCGACCUAUUUGGUCCAAAGAUUCAUUAAUUGAACGCUUGCAUGAUAAGGGAUUAAGCUUUUCACAUGCCAUGCUUAGAAGGCUUCUAUCCAGAAUUUCUUACUAUUUUUCCAGUGGACCUUUCUUAAGGUUCUGGAUCAAGAAAGGAUAUGAUCCACGCAAGGAUCCCGAUUCUCGCAUCUAUCAAAGACUUGAUUAUCGAGUACCAAUCCCAUUACGAAGUUACUGUGAUGCUCACUCGGCCAAUACAUCAAAACAUAGAUGGGGGGAUAUAUGUGCCUUCCAUGCUUUCCCUUGCAAGUUCCAGACAUCUUUACAGUUAUUCGAGCUUGUUGAUGAUUAUAUUCAAUCAGAAAUAAAUAAGCCUCCCUUGCUGGCAGUUUGCACCUUUGCAACUGGAUGGUUUACACAAAACAUGCUCAAUUGUAUUAGACAACGUAUCAUGGUGAGGUUCCUAUCAGUAUUUCCAAAGCCUGGUGCAGAGAAUUUACUCAGAUCUGCCACUGCAAAGUUUGAAAAAAUGAAAAGGGACUACAGUAAGAUUGCCACAAAGCCUGAAGGGGAGGGUAGUGAACAAUCUAAUUUAGGUUUGGAAGAGAAAGGUGAGGCUGACAAUGUUGAUGAUGAAGAAGUAGCAGCAGCUGAGGCUAAUAAUAGUGAUGAAGAAUGGGAUGCUUAUGAAGAACUUGAUCUGGUUGGAGAUUGUGAAAUACCUCUGCCGUCUCAUCCUAAUCUCAGCAUGGAGAAUCUUUCAAGGACUCAUUUACAGGAUCUUUUUGUUAGCUUCCCCUAUGAUGAAAAUGACAAUAACAAGGCACAGGAGAUAGGAAGUGAUGAAGAGUAUCAGAUAUACCAAGAAGACAGUGACAAAAACAAUUCCGAUUAAUGAUUGCUGCUGCUACUAUAUAAAAUUGUCAUAUGCACGUAUCUCCUAAAAUAGUUUUCCAUGUAAAGCAGUAGAGUGGUAGAAAGAGAAUAAUGGCAACGUGGCUUUUGUAGAACACAUGAAUAUGAAGAAUGCAGUAUAGAAAGAACUCAAAUUCAUGCACAUA
Molecule: messenger RNA, 2083 nt
Organism: Arachis stenosperma
Lineage: Eukaryota; Viridiplantae; Streptophyta; Magnoliopsida; Fabales; Fabaceae
Exons: 15
Coding region: 193-1917 (574 amino acids)
Biological process (GO): transcription initiation at RNA polymerase III promoter
Cellular component (GO): transcription factor TFIIIC complex
Source: RefSeq, a predicted model, not a curated record